This is a messenger RNA of Cadophora gregata, 1494 nucleotides long. RefSeq lists its product as uncharacterized. The transcript is spliced from 3 exons. The record is from RefSeq and is a predicted model, not a curated record. Bases 1 to 1494 code for a protein of 497 amino acids. NCBI's taxonomy places the organism in Eukaryota, Fungi, Ascomycota, Leotiomycetes, Helotiales, Ploettnerulaceae.
AUGGCCAAGCAAUCAUCUGCUCUGAGUUCUAUGCCACUGAAUAUCCUUGGAAUAAUUCUCGAGAAUCUGCAACUGGUGGAUAUCAAGAAUACCAGGCUGUCCUGCAGGUAUCUUGCUAUUAUUGGUCCCCGUUUCAAGACCUUCGUCGCCCAUCAGACCACAGAUCUCAGCACCGAAAGUCUAAACAAGCUUCGGGAGCUGGCAUCACAUCCCCAGCUGCGCUCAGCUGUGGAGACAAUGGUUGUGAUGGCUACGGCUUUUGACACCUCAGAGCUUGACCGUAUGGUUAAAACCAAGAGACGUCGGAUCGUGGAGGUGAACGGGCCCUUUACUUCCAUGACAGAACCAGCACUUACAGAUGAUGAACUUGCUCAAGCCGAAUCAGAUCUAGUAUGGAUGCACGCUCAACAGAUCCAUCAGCGCACUCAGACGAUACCUGAAAGUAUUGAUGCUUUGGCCGCGGUCUUACGCCUAUUUGGGACCUUAGACAUGAUCGACCUGGACGCAUGCGUUACAAAAGGCCGUUAUCUGCAGGUCUCUGCUGCUCAGGCUGGAGAGUGGCAUCCAGUAUUCAUCCGUGCAUCCGAAGUUUACCAGAUCACGACGUCUGCAAUUGCACAAAGUGAGCUGUCGCUGAAAACGCUACUCGUAUACCGCGAAACGCCCCGGUGCAGUGUUCCAUCUUUCGACGUGACCUCCCACAUGGCAAAACUCGAGGCUUCACUCGGCUUCAGAUCGGCUUUUAAUUCAGUCGAGAACUUUGCACUCAGCUUCUCUACCAGGGUUCAAACUGAUCUCUCGAAGAUUGAAGCAGCAAGGGACGGACUCGAGGGUGCAGAUGCAGCGUACCACAAUUUGAUGGGAUCUGACGCUGGUCAAUACUCAAACGAGAAUGUCGAAGCCACUAUGGAAGAUAACUUUCCUGGUGUGGCCCGCAUGCUCGGCCAUAUGCCCCGACUCGACGCGUUUGAUCUUCACAUGACUAACACGCUGCGCGGCACAUCCGCUGUCUAUCACAAAGUUAUGGACCAUAUCGCGAAUGAGGUGAAACUGCCUUUGUUGACACAGGUCUUCUUCCGCGGUCUGCCUGCAUCUGAGCAGUCGUUGGCGAAAUUUAUCGAUAACCAUCAAACAAUCUCAGAUCUCACUAUCGACGAAAUGAAUCUGACAUCUGGAAGUUGGGAGCGUGUAAUCAAACACAUUGCUCAAUUACCAAACCUGUCGAAAUUACGUCUGUCCAACCUCUUCAACGAACGAGGCGUGUUCAACUUACUGUCAAAAGACCGCAGGGAUGAUGAAUCACCAUGUAAAAGACCAGGUGAUUCGUACCGCUGCUUACGAGGUGUGAAGCGCCACACUCGUGCUUUCGGGCCUGCAGAAAUUCAACGACUCAAGAAUGGUCCAGAGUUUGAUAAUACAGAUACUGGUCGUGGUUUGGGCUCUCCUGAGUUGAUGCGUUGGAUGAAAAUGAGAGAGUUCGAAUACAGGAUCUGA